AUGAGCCAUUCCCUUCAGUCAGAUAACUUUUCUGCAUUGGAUGAAGUGUCUUCUCAGGCGUCAAAUCUGUCCAGGCCCAGUGCAAAAGCAGUCUAUAUGCAAAGGAAGCAGUAUGCCGCUUCAAUAAACAAGAUGUUGGAGAAGUUUCAGUACAGAGUUGAGCAUUUGUUCACCUGUGACCUGGAUGGGAAAGAGCUAAGUGGCGUGUCGGACUGUGUGGAGAGGCUGAGGCUGCUGGACGAGAUGGGCCGCGUGUGGGGACAGAACAUGGUCAUGGCUCUGAGGGGAACCGAGCUGCUCCUCUCCGACAUCGAGACCAAGGAAGUGCUGGACUCCAUCUCCCUCAGUGACGUAUUGGAGAUCCAGUCAGUCCUGGACUCUGGAGUAUUUCACUCCCUGCUCACAGUUUCGGUGCAGAGUCGGACUAAACCUAAAACCAGCAUCUUCCUGUUCCAAUGUGACGAUGCCAGAGCUGACUUAGUGGAAAAACAUCUCUCUCAGUUGCUUUCUCGUAGACAUGAGAUUUCAAGUUUGAGCAGUGGCAUUGCAAGCUCUCCACCUCCACAGGAAGAGCCGGUUUUGUUAUGGACAGCCCCUGAUUAUGAGGAUGACAUGACUGUAUCAGAGGCGACCCUGCAGGAGGAGGAAGAGGAGGAGGAGGAGGAGGAGGCGUUCCCUUCACGAGAGCAGACCCCCGUUCCGCAGCCGACCCGAGAAGAAGAGUUCCCCGUCUCACCUGGAACCUACACAGAGCUGGACAGAAAUGUGGACAUUUUAAAUCAUAUUAUAGGUGAUAUUGAAAUCUUUAUGGGAAAAAUAUCAGCAGUUUUGGCAAAAAAUGAAAAAAAGAAGAAGAAGAAAAAAAAGAAAGCAGGGGAUGGCAUGCCGUCUGCAGAGGAGUUUGCUGUGUGUUUACGCAAAAUCAAAUCUGGAUUUAUUUUACUGGGCGAGCUGAAUGGGAGGAUCAAUAACCCAAGUGCUGCCGACUUUGUUCAUUCUUUAUUUUCUACAUUGGCAUACGUGGAGGCUCACUGUCCCAAAGGCCUGCCCCCAACUAUCCUAGCGCCGCUGCUGACCCCUGAGAGUGUUCAGCUCAUGAGUGACGAGGCAACGGAGGAGGAGGAGAGUCUUUGGCAAAGUCUGGGGGACGCCUGGAACACCACCAGUGCUCCGUGGGCUGAGACAGAGGAGGACAUACCCACUUAUAAUCUGGAGUUUUUUGAUGGCUGGCAGCCUCCUGAAGUGAAUGCUGAGCCGAACCCUCACCACUCUAUGGAGAGACAAACACCUACUCAAAAUAAACCAAAAUGGAAACCCCAAAGGCAAUAUUCAAACAAACGCCCAGGAGAACCUGAAUACAUGAUCGUGAUGUACGACUUCACCUCUAGAAAUCACAGAGAGCUCACCAUUGCUAAAGGAGACACGGUCGAGCUCCUGGAUAAGUCUAAACAGUGGUGGAAAGUUCGGAAUGCACAAGGAGAGGAAGGUUAUGUGCCCAAUAAUGUCUUGCAGUUUCUGGAUGAACAAUUUGAUGAAGAGGAGAUAGAUGGCCCUCCAGUUCUCAACAAGCGAUCAAAACCCUCUGAAGUAAAAGCCUGGCUCGAAGACAAGGGUUUCACCAAAAUUACCGUGCGCUGUCUGGGUGUGCUCAGCGGCUCCAUGCUUUUGGGGAUGAGCCGAGAGGAGCUGAAGACCCUCUGUCCCGAGGAAGGAGGCCGGGUCUUCUACCAGCUGCAGAGCGUCAAAGCUGCCCUGGCUGCCGGAAAUUAG
Molecule: messenger RNA, 1770 nt
Organism: Knipowitschia caucasica
Lineage: Eukaryota; Metazoa; Chordata; Actinopteri; Gobiiformes; Gobiidae
Source: the annotation of a GenBank genome assembly